AUGAAGCCCGUCGUUGACGGCAAACCUGUGGGUUACGAGAGCGCUAGCAAGGUGGAGGUGAAUCUAGCGCAGACUGGAGGGCAAGACAGAGGCGAGGCCCCGGAGAUGAAUGCACCGUUGCGGCCUGGUGUUGAAAGUGGGGCGAGCGCUAUCGAGGUGGAGGGAAGUCUAGCGCAGACUGAGGGGCAAGAGAAAGGCGAGGCACCAGCGAUGAAUGCACCGAUGCCGCCUGGUGAGGUCGAAGCUGGGGCGGAGACAAGCGAGGAAAGCGAUGAGUUGGACUUGUAUUCUGUGAUGAGGCAGGCAAGAGCCGAUCGCGUCGUUGAGUUUUCUCGACGGAACAAAGCGAUCGAUACAACUGGUCGGCCUUGGGCCGAAGUUGUUCCCGACCGUGAUUACCCAUACAGGCCCAAGGACUUUAUUCCACCAGGGCCCCUGGGCCUGAAGCGAAAGAAGGCCAGCCGAAAAGAAUUGUCCUUCUUCUCGGAAAUAUUUGACCGAGCCUGUGUCAGGUACCUGGUCCGCUGCACGAAUAAGUAUGACCGGGAGAGACGAAGAGCCCACCCGGCAGAAAAACGCUCACGUUGGAAACCCACCAACUCAACCGAGUUGAAGGCGUUUUUGGGUUGUAUGAUCGUGGCUGGCUACGUACACCUACCGAACCUUGCGUUCUAUUGGGGCGUUGACGAAGACUGUGGCUGUUGGUUGAUAAAGAGGACUUUUCCCUUUCACCGCUUUUGCCAGAUCCUUCGUUACCUUCACUACUCACCAGAAGGGUACUGUCCACCUGGCAGCCAGCGGCUGGAAGAUUUCAAAGCGAUGGAGAGGCUGGAUAGGGUUUCGAAAGUGCGUCAAGUCAUGGAGCGAGUCAACGCGAAUAGUAGGUCCGCUUGCCACGUCGGGGAACACCUCGUAGUUGACGAGGCGAUGGUGGCUUUCCGCGGUAGACAUGGCCUCCGCCAGUACAACCCUUCGAAACCUACUAAGUAUGGGUAUUGUGUGCGUGUUCUUGCUGAAGCCGAUGGCUAUAUCCUGGCCGACGAAGUGUCGGGGGCAAGGGCGGAUCCAGAGGACAUGUCAGCGUACCAAAGAGCCAUGCACGGCGUUGGCGACGACCAAGUCAGCCCUCUGGAUCUGAAGCCGGCUCGCAUCGUACACAGGCUGACGUUGCCGUUCCAAGGACGCUAUCGCAUUGUUUUCUGUGACUCUUACUACACAGACGCCCAGCUGGCAGACCAUCUUUUUGCGAAGGACACGUACUUGGUGGGGACGGUGAGAAGGAAUGCGGCAAGCCUACCGACUCUACGGCACCCCAUUCCGCCGAGAAGCAAUCGUGGCCGCCCGCCGACACAGAGCUUCCGUGACCCAUUUCCUAAGCUGAACGUGCCGAGAGGUUACUCCGUCCGGUACCACGAUGGGCCUCUUACGGCGGUGAAGUGGAAAGACACCAAGACGCUCAUCCUCUUAUUGACGGGGACAAGUGUCGGUGCUCCCGAUGUACAAGUUACCAGGCGAUCGAAAGGUCCUGGAGGAGGAGCUAUCCGUCAGCAGGUGCCAUGUCCAGCGAUGGUGGACUUGUACAAUCGCCACUACAAGGCGGUUGACAAGGCGGACCAGCUAAGGUCUUCCUACGAAUUUGGGCGCCCGUCGAAGAAAUGGCAUAGGCAACUGUUUUGGUAUGUGCUGAAUAAAGCAGUGGUGAAUGCAUACCUAAACUGGGACGCCUACACGUCCGAAAGGAGCCGCAAGAACAAGGAGAACAUUCCCGUCCACAAAACUACCCAGCUGAGUUUUCGCCGAGCGUUGGUGCGGCAGCUAGUGGGGAAUUUCUCGGCCAGACGCAAAGCACCUGCUGGGAACCCGCCCGUCGUCCACCCUGUGAUAGAACCAGUCAUCGUUGAACACGAGCACGUUCGCCGAGGGAAGCCGACGCGAGCCUGCCGCUACUGCGCCAAAGCCCGCCGGCAUAUGACUGGAGCGAAUCGUCCGAGACCGCACGAGACCAUCUACGAAUGCAGCACCUGCAACGUUUCCGUCUGCCGAGUGUCUCUUCGCCCAGUGUGCUGGCGUGAACACUUAGAUGAAAUGCGGCAGCAGGUUUCAUAG
Molecule: messenger RNA, 2106 nt
Organism: Branchiostoma belcheri (Belcher's lancelet)
Lineage: Eukaryota; Metazoa; Chordata; Leptocardii; Amphioxiformes; Branchiostomatidae
Product: piggyBac transposable element-derived protein 2-like
Exons: 1
Coding region: 1-2106 (701 amino acids)
Source: RefSeq, a predicted model, not a curated record